This is a messenger RNA of Epinephelus fuscoguttatus (brown-marbled grouper), 2221 nucleotides long. RefSeq names its product methionine sulfoxide reductase A (gene msraa). The transcript has 6 exons. Gene Ontology annotation, biological process: cellular response to oxidative stress. Gene Ontology annotation, cellular component: cytoplasm. The coding region runs from base 130 to 831 and encodes 233 amino acids. Lineage: Eukaryota; Metazoa; Chordata; Actinopteri; Perciformes; Serranidae. Gene Ontology annotation, molecular function: peptide-methionine (S)-S-oxide reductase activity. The record is from RefSeq and is a predicted model, not a curated record.
ACGUUGGCACCUUGGCAUUACACAAGCCCUGUGUUGACGUUAGAUAACAUCACUGUUAUGUAGCAUUAGCUAACUGUGCUAACCCCCAGUGUGGAGCAGGAGUGUGUCGGUGCUGCUGGUGGUGGUUCAAUGGUCUCCUCCUCCAGGCUGCGUCUGGUUUGGCGUCAUUUUGUCAACAGUAGGAUGGGAGAGAUGGCCUCUAAAGCUCAGAUGCCCACCCCGCAGGAAGCGCUCCCCGGCCGGACUGACGCUAUCAAAGUCUCCGCCAAACAUGAUGUGAACGGCAACAGGACUGUUCCGCCGUUUCCCGAGGGGACAGAGAUGGCCAUAUUUGGUAUGGGCUGUUUCUGGGGAGCGGAGAGGAAGUUUUGGAGACAAAAAGGAGUUUAUUCCACCCAAGUGGGCUACGCAGGAGGAUACACACCUAACCCCACCUACAGGGAAGUCUGCACAGGUAAGACAGGCCACACCGAGGUGGUGAGAGUUGUCUACCACCCAGAGAAGAUCAGCUUUGCCAACCUCCUUAAAGUUUUCUGGGAGAGCCACAACCCGACUCAAGGGAUGCGACAGGGGAACGAUGUUGGGACGCCUUACCGCUCAGCCAUCUACGUCGACACAAAGCAGCAGCUCGAGGAAGCUUUGGCCUCCAAGGAUCAAUACCAGAAGGUGCUAACAGAGGAAGGCUUUGGUCCGAUCACGACAGAAAUAGCUGAAGCCAAGCCAUUCUACUAUGCGGAGGAUUACCACCAGCAGUACCUGAGUAAAAACCCUGAUGGAUACUGUGGUCUCGGAGGGACAGGAGUCUCCUGUCCAAUAGGAAUCAAGAAUUAGGCUUAGAUAGCCCAAUGACCGGCAAGAACCAUUGCCAUCAGUAAGGAUGUAGUGUUGGAGUGCUUUUGAAAAUGCUUUCAGAGUCAAAAGGCUUUGUGUUUUAAAGGAGCUCUAUACCAUAUUUGGAGUGCAUCUAUGAUUCAGAGGUUGUCUAAACAUGGCUCUCAACAUGGAGGAAGCCGAGCUUGAGGCUAGAGGCUAACAUUGCUAACAACACAAAUUGUUGCCCUUUUUGCACAGAUAUCACACCAUGGGGCCGCUACGAAUGUUCUUACCUAACAACGGCGCCAUCAUUCCUCUCUAGUGUGUGUUUAUACACUGCAUCCUGGCAUAGCGGAAUCAGAAGAGCCGUGACAUGUAACACAGCAGCGUCAGCAAUGGCAUUAACAUGACAAGAACAAUCAUUUACCGUCCCUGUUACAUGGCAGCUGAUCUCAUCCUGUGCUUGGAGGGAUAGAAGCUCUGGGAUCUCAUCAUUUUCCCAAUGUGCGGAUAUUUACAGCCACUGGUCUUCUUCUUUUACUUAGCUGUAAUCACUGACAGGUACUUGUUAAAUCUCCCCUGGUGGGUUGCAUGCAUAACACGUUAAAAUGUUACGCCCGUGCCGCCCGUGAUCCCGUCCCAUUUCAUUCUCUGCUCAGGAUGCCACUACUCAACUAUAUAGCAGUUAGUUACUGCUAUAUCAAUGUUCUGAAUAUUGUAUAGAGCUCCUUUAAAUGUAAAACUAUUAGGUUUUUCUAUAUUGUAUGCAUAAAGGGGCAUCGGUCUGAUAUUUAUACUAUCUUAACCCUGUGAACCUGAUUAUCUCUCAGAACUACGACCUCAUUUCUCAUGAACCUGACUGCUCCAUCUCUGAAAAGAAACUGUGAUCAAAAUCUGUAGUUCAGUUUGCGCUGAAAGAAUAACAAUAAUGCAGAUUUCUUCCUAAUGUAACUUAGUGACAUGAAGCAUAAACUGCAGUGUAGAUGCAGAUAAAGGCUUAUAGUGAACAUACCAGUGCCUCAAAAUGUAAGCAUGUUACCUGGAUUCAACAAAAUAUGCUCCUCGAUACAUGCAGUACAAUUUCAUAUGUUAGAUAUAUGAAAGUGUUUAGGUUACCUCAUGAAAUCUAGUGGAAAAGUGGUAAACUCCUACACAGUCUCAGCAAAAAAUGUAUUCAUUAAGGAUUAAAUUUGGUGUGUUUGAGUCCACAUUUCUCUAUUUUUUUCUGACAUGAAAUCUUAGGUUUCAUUUUGGUGACUGUUUUGAAUUAUAGCUGCAGGUAAAAAAAACAACAUGUUUUUGAUGCUCAGGUUGCUUUAUAAAUGAUGUUUAUUUGAGUUUAACUUUGAAACUCAUGCAGUUUAUUUUUUAGAAGUUUGUGGAUGAAUAAAAGCUUCUGAAAUCAGGA